This is a messenger RNA of Rhineura floridana, 1486 nucleotides long. RefSeq lists its product as uncharacterized. The transcript has 6 exons. Lineage: Eukaryota; Metazoa; Chordata; Lepidosauria; Squamata; Rhineuridae. The coding region runs from base 444 to 1454 and encodes 336 amino acids. The record is from RefSeq and is a predicted model, not a curated record.
GGAACGGAUCGGAAGUCUGAAGACUGCGCAGAUUUUGUUUUUGAAAAUUAGCCUUAUGUUAUAGAGUGAUGAGGUGGCUGCUUCUUCUGUCCCCACACACACCUUUAUAUUGCCACCUUUACAUAUUUCCCCCUCCUUUCCCCUUAACAGCUGUUAUGGCGGAGAACUUCAGCAGUUGAGCCUUUCACCCAUUACGGCAUCUUCCAUGCUAAAAAGGGGGAAACUACACCUGUUGGACUUCUGCCUGUCGUGGAGCUGUGUGAAAGGCAGUAGCUCUCCAGAGUAAGGCAGAGAUCCCAUCCCAUCACCUGCUGAUCCUUUCAAAUGGAGAUGCCAGGGAUCGAACCUGGGACUGCUACAUCGAAUGAAUGCGGACAGGAGGCACGAUAGAAGAGAUGAAUAGGCAGGGGGAGCCUGCUAGCAUCUGACUCUGAGAGGAAAAAAUGGACGCCGGAGGAAAAAGCCAGGGCAAGGAAGGCAGAAUGGCAAAGAGCUGUGGAGAGACGCCUGUUGCAGGUUUUGCUGCUGAGAGCAGCAGUCAGUUAGUGCGGCCACUUGAGUCACAGCUUGUUGAUCCUGAGGAGGCAAAACUAGAAAGUGAGGUUCAGAAAGGAGGCCCUGUGCAUGAGGAGGAGGAGGGCAUGAAGCAGUGCCAGUUGCCCACAGCCACAUCUGCAGAACAGCAAGUACCAUGGUUUGGCUUUGAGAAAGCUUGUACAUUUGUGAGCCAGAGUGGGGAAAAUGUUGUUGUACGAUGCAAUUACUGCCUUCCAAGGAUCAAAAAUCUGAGAUCAGCUGUUUCCCCCUCAUCCAAUGUGAAGAAACAUUUUGAGAGGGCACACUCUGAGAAGCUGAGAGCAAUUGAAGAAGCAAUAAAGGCAAGGAGACGUGGCCUUCCUGAACCAAUGCAUGACACCCCUCCUCCCAAUAUGCUGAAGCAGCAGCAGACAACCCUUGAGAGGUGGGGAUCUGGCAGGGAUCUGCUUCUUCUGGCAGCCUGCGUACACCCUCGCUUCAAACUAGAUCGGCUGGAAUCGUGUCAGGCCACCACCCAUACCAGCAAAUACACAAUGGAAGCCUUGUUGAAAGCUGAAAUAAAGAUGGGUGUACUUAAUGAGGACAGUGAUCAGUCUUCAGAUAAAGACCAGGAAGGAGAUGACUUAGAAGAUGACUUCUUUAACUUUCUGCCCCAGGGCAAGAAGUCAGCAGUGGACACUGCUGAGGAGGAACUGGUGAGGUACCUGAGGUCUCCCAGCAGGGAAGUGUCAUCACUCCAUGGCUUUCCACGUGUGCUGCUGUGUUUUUUGCAGCACAACACAGGCAUGCCUUCAAGCGCCGCAGUAGAACGCCUGUUCAGUACUGGUGGCAACGUAAUGACUGUAAAAAGACAUUCCUUGUCUGACAUGCUCUUUGAGCAUCUUGUUCUUUUGAGACAUAACAGAAACAUAUUAUAAAAGCAUUUCGAGUGUAAAAUUUGAUUUCAAGA